Sitodiplosis mosellana (orange wheat blossom midge) is the source of this 1941-nucleotide messenger RNA. RefSeq names its product kynurenine aminotransferase-like. The transcript is spliced from 9 exons. Gene Ontology annotation, cellular component: cytoplasm; mitochondrion. Gene Ontology annotation, molecular function: pyridoxal phosphate binding; L-kynurenine:2-oxoglutarate transaminase activity. The record is from RefSeq and is a predicted model, not a curated record. Bases 453 to 1835 code for a protein of 460 amino acids. Gene Ontology annotation, biological process: biosynthetic process. NCBI's taxonomy places the organism in Eukaryota, Metazoa, Arthropoda, Insecta, Diptera, Cecidomyiidae.
UCGCUUAUGUUUAUCGCAAACCGAAUGAAUUUUAUGAAGUGUUUUGCUGAUAUUGUACAGUGAUACAUGCAGCAAGUUCAUAGCGAUAACAUCGAGUUGAACGGUUUGGCAUAUAAAUUAGGUGUCGUCACACAAAGCUCGCAUCGAUUUGACAAUUGAAAAAUUAUCAAAAACAAAAACAAAAACAAAAACAGCCAACAAAUACGAACGCAUCGGCUCGGUGGCUCUAAAAAUAAAAUAUUCCAUAAAUUAGUACGUAUUGAUGAUUCGCAUGAAAUUUACGUCAAAAUUUGGUUGCGUUAAACUCGUAGAUUUUCCGUUUAACUUUAGAACGUUCUGACAAACAAAGCAGGGAAAAAAAUAAUCUUUGCUUUUCAAAGGAUUGAACAUUAUUAAUUGUCGCAUUAUCUUUUUGUCUUAUCAUUAAUCCCCAUACUAGAACGUACAAAAUUAUGAUUUUGGAACUUGCUCGCACAUCGUUCAACAGUCUGUUGAAAGUCACCACACGAACAACAUCGGCCGCAAUCGCUUCGAGUCAACAAAUCUAUAGAAACAUGUCUAGUCAAUCGAUUGAUGAGAAAUUCGAAUUGCCGAAACGGUAUCAGGGUCAAGCACCGAGCGUUUGGAAUGAGUACAUUCAAUUAUUCAUGAAAUAUCAGCCAAUGAAUUUGGGACAGGGCUUCACCGACUAUCCCGUACCACAGUAUAUUACAGAUGCUCUCACUGCCACCGCCAACAGUCCGAAUUGUUUGCUGAACCAAUAUACAAGAGGAUUUGGUCACCCUCGUCUCGUACACGCAUUGUCAUCGUUAUACUCGCAUUUGGUCGAUCGAAAAAUCGAUCCAUUUAGUGAAGUUCUUGUCACUAGUGGAGCUUACGAAGCACUCUAUGCGACCAUUCAAGGGCAUAUAGAGGAUGGCGAUGAAUGUAUUAUCAUUGAGCCAUUUUUCGACUGCUAUGAGCCCAUGGUGAAAACAGCUGGCGGUAUUCCACGCUUCAUUCCCCUUCGAUUGAAAGAAACUGGCAGUGAUGUCAUCAGCUCCGGUGAUUACGUUCUUGACGAUGCCGAGCUGGAAUCAUUGUUUAAUAAAAAGACAAAAAUGAUAAUUCUCAACACACCGAACAAUCCUUUGGGCAAGAUUUACAAUAGGAAGGAGUUGAUAAAAAUUGCCGAAUUAUGUAAGAAACAUAACGUUCUCUGUGUUUCGGAUGAGGUUUAUGAAUGGAUGGUCUUUGACGAUAAUCAGCAUGUCCGUAUCUGUACUCUUCCUGGCAUGUGGGAGCGAACAAUCACCAUUGGCUCAGCUGGAAAGACAUUCUCCGUCACUGGAUGGAAAAUUGGCUGGGCAUAUGGUCCAGCGAAUUUGAUGGUUAACUUGCGAAUUGUUCACCAGAACUGCGUUUAUACUUGUCCAACACCAACUCAGGAAGCAAUUGCAAUUGCAUUUGAGUCGGAGCUCAAGCGCUUAGAUUCACCGCAAUGCUACUUCAAUUCGUUGCCAGUUGAAUUGGAAGCAAAACGUGAUUUCAUGGCCAAAUUCUUGAGUGAUGUUGGAAUGAAACCGAUCAUUCCACAGGGUGGCUAUUUCAUGAUUGCCGACUGGUCGGCCUUGGAAAGCAAAGCUGACUUGAGCACUGAGUCAGAUGCACAGAAAGACUAUAGGAUGACAAAGUGGAUGAUAAAAAAUGUGGGUUUGCAAGGAAUUCCACCGUCCGUCUUCUACAAUGAAACGAACAAAUCCAUAAUGGAGACCUUUGUGCGCUAUUGUUUCUUCAAGAAAGAUGAAAAUUUGGAAAAAGCCGCCGAUAUUUUGAAGAAUUGGGUCAGCAAAUAGUGGGGCAAUUGUAUAAAUACACAGAUUGAUAUGUCUAUGAGCAAGAAUUUCUGUUCAUUUUUUUUUUAAAUCAAACAAUAAAAUGGUUUAUAUUGGUUCAUCAACA